AUGCUAGCGCAGCAAUGCGAUUUUGCCCUCGCCGCCAACCUCGUUAGCGUCGCCGUGGCAAGCGUGCUCAACACCGAGGCUAAAAAUGCCAUUGUUGGCCGUGAUAACCCCUGGCCUGGGUGGGAGAUGCUCGACAACAACAACCGCACCAAGCAGAUCGUGGUAGACGGCGACAACCUGUAUCAAAUCCACAACAACGGCAAUAUCUACCAAUUCACCGGUACCCCCAUGACAGGUUGGAGGCAAUUGGACAACAAUCCUUACUCGGAUAGACUCGUGGCGGCAAACGGCGACCUGUACCAACUUCACUCAACCAACGCCAUCUGGAAAUACACGGGCACACCGUUCACAGGGUGGGAGCUGAUUGGCAAUCAGAAGCUCCCGGCUACUAAACUCGUUGCUACUCGAGGAAUUGUUGCCAAGUCUGACGGCUCACAACGCGUCAAGCAGUAUACUGGCGUCCCUUUGGCGGAGUGGCCCGAGAUUUUCUACGAUGACUAUGGAACGUAUGCAAUCUGCGCGGCUGAUGGCGAACUGUACACAAAUACCCGUGGGGCUGUUUGGAAGUACACUGGAACCCCCGGCAAGUAGCAGUUUAUCUUUAAUCGAGCUGGAGUUGACAAGAUCGCGUGCUAUGGCAAGGAUGUAUACGCUUACACUCUUCGUUCUAACGUCCACAAGUGGACUGGUGUACCUGGGAAGUGGGAUCUGAUAGAUAGUAGUCGCUUGACGACUUCCAUCACUGUUGGUGCGCGAGGAUUUUAUCAGAUUCAGAAGAGCGGUGCCAUCCUUCAAUUUACACCCAAUGGCUGGAAGCAGAUUGACGGGAACCCGGCUUCCAAGGCAAUUGUUGCUAGUAACUUGGUCCACCAAGUUCAUAGCGACGGCAAGAUUUGGAGAUAUCUCAACUAGUGGACAUUUAGCUGCUGGUUGUACG
This is a messenger RNA of [Torrubiella] hemipterigena, 937 nucleotides long. The record is from the annotation of a GenBank genome assembly. Lineage: Eukaryota; Fungi; Ascomycota; Sordariomycetes; Hypocreales; Clavicipitaceae.